AAAUGAGACCGUGCCAUGUCCGUGUCCGUGUCCCAGCUCGCCCGACACCGCUCCCGGUCCCGGUCGCUGACCCCACCGGGAUCGGCGGCGGCGGGCGCGGUGCACGCUGGGGAUGGUAGUCCGGCGGAGGCAGCGGCGCCUUUAAGGCGCAGUCUCGCGAGAGGCGGCGGUCGUUGGGUGCGCGCGGCGCAGCCCGGGCCCGGAGUCAGGAUCGGGAUCGGGAUCGGGAUCGGGAUGAAGGAGGACAAGGAGAACGCCAGGCCCAAGGAGCGGCGCGGCGCCUCCGCCGGGCCCGGCGUUCUGCUGGCCGCGGCACCAGGCUCGGGCCCCGCCGCCGGCACGGACGGCAGAGCCGGCGCCGCCGAGCUCGAUCGCCUGGAGCGGCCCAAGGACAAGAAGGAGACGCUCAGCAAGGUGGUGAUCCGCCGGCUGCCGCCCAGCCUGACCAAGGAGCAGCUGGAGGAGCACCUGCAGCCUCUGCCCGAGCACGACUACUUCGAGUUCUUCGCGAACGACUCCAGCUUGUACCCGCACAUGUUCUCGAGAGCCUACAUCAACUUCAAGAACCAGGAAGACAUAGUCCUCUUCAGGGAUCGCUUCGACGGCUACGUUUUUGUGGAUCACAAAGGUCAGGAAUAUGCUGCCAUAGUUGAGUUUGCACCUUUCCAAAAAGCUGCAAAAAAGAAGAGCAAGAAAAAGGAUGCCAAAACUGGAACUAUUGAAGAUGAUCCAGAAUACAAGAAGUUUUUGGAAAGUUACAGUGCAGAUGAUGAAAAAUUAACCUCCACUCCUGAAACUUUGUUGGAGGAAAUAGAGGCAAGAAACAAAGAGCUAAUAGCUAAAAAGACUACUCCUUUAUUGAACUUCUUGAAAAAUAAACAGAGACUGAGAGAAGAAAAAAGAGAGGAGAGAAGGAGGAGAGAAUUAGAAAGAAAAAGACAAAGAGAAGAAGAAAGAAGAAAAUGGAAAGAAGAGGAGAGAAGGAAGAGAAAAGAAGCAGAAAAAUUGAAGAAAGUAGACAGAUGCCCAGAAAAAGAAAGAGACAGAUCAAAAGAAGAACCAAAGAUUAAGCUACUUAAGAAGCCUGAAAAAGAUGAAAAAGACUUGGAGAGAAAAGAAAAAUCCAAGAAACUGGAAAGAGAGACUCUGAGGGAGGAAAAAAAUGCGAGUAGUGCAUCUGCCAAACGAUCUGAUGGGGAGACAAAAGAAGAGAAGGCAAAAAAAUCAGAAGAUGAGUGUGUAAAGGACUACAGGGACCGAGAUAGAGAUUUUGACAGAGACAGAGAAUAUGAGAGAGCACAGAGAGAGAAGCUGAGACGGCAAGAAGAGGAGCGUCGGAGGCAGAAAGAGCGCUAUGAGAAAGAGAAGGUUUUUAGAAGAAAAGAGGAAGAUGUGAAAAAGGAGAGAGACUUGCUCAGAGAAAAGGGAAAGAAAAGUGAUCUUACAGACUUUACCAGCAGCAUGGACAAAUCUGAGAAAGUAACCAAAGACGAUAAAAAAGAGGAUACAGUUAAGAGGGAUCGUAUCAGAAACAAGGAUCGCCCAGCAAUGCAGCUGUACCAGCCCGGAGCGCGAAGCCGGAGCAGAUUGUGUCAGUAUGAAGACAGUGCUGCAAAGCCCCCAGAUCAGGCAGUGGAUAAGAAACAAGAGGGUGAGACCAGUCACACGAAGGAAGAGGAGUGACUGAUGUGGCAGCCUUAUGUGUUCUGACUGUCUGUGCAGCCAAAGAGCAUGUACUACUACGCAAUCCAGAAGUGCCUUCGGAGCGAAAAAGGAACAAAGGAAGAAAAGGGGGCAUUGUGCUGUUGGAUGUUUCUGGUUAAAGAACCUCAGUUGUAGAUUCCAAA
Passer domesticus (house sparrow) is the source of this 1847-nucleotide messenger RNA. It is a transcript of the gene UPF3B, whose product is annotated as UPF3B regulator of nonsense mediated mRNA decay. The record is from RefSeq and is a predicted model, not a curated record. Gene Ontology annotation, cellular component: cytoplasm; nucleolus. Gene Ontology annotation, biological process: positive regulation of translation; nuclear-transcribed mRNA catabolic process, nonsense-mediated decay. Bases 16 to 1683 code for a protein of 555 amino acids. Lineage: Eukaryota; Metazoa; Chordata; Aves; Passeriformes; Passeridae. Gene Ontology annotation, molecular function: mRNA binding. The transcript has 10 exons.